AUGAGUGAAGAGCAACAACAACAACAACACUUGGACAGAAUAUCUGUUAUUGCCAGUCAUUUGGUAUCAGGUGGCGCACAGCAACAUAAGGCAGAUGUGUCAUCAGCAUUCGAUUAUUAUCAUCUUGAUGAUUUGCUCAAUGAUUCACAACGCCAAACAAGGGAACAAGCAAAGACAUUCGCCAGAGAUCAUCUAUUACCAAUUGUCAAUGAAUACUAUGAGAAAGCAGAGUUCCCAAUGCAUGUCAUCCCCUUGCUGGCUAAACUGAACUGGGCAGGCUCAAGCAUCAAGGGAUAUGGAUGUCCUGGAUUGGACGCUGUGUCAAGUGGAUUGAUAUCAAUGGAGUUGGCCAAAGCUAGUACUGAUAUUGCUGUGUUCUUUAGUAUACUUCAGACGAUUGCAAUGCUGCCGAUAUCGGUCUGUGGCUCGGAGGAACAGAAGCAAAGAUACUUACCGGGUAUGGCCGCAAUGAACUUGAUUGGUUGUUUCUCAUUGACCGAGCCAAUGGCUGGCAGUGAUGCUGCCGGACUCUUCUGUCAGGCCAGACAGUUGUCCAAUGGAGCAUGGUUGUUGAAUGGUGAGAAGAGAUGGAUUGGUAGUGCACCGAUGGCCGAUGUCAACAUCAUCUGGGCGAGGAAUGUUGACAACAAUCAGAUACAUGGAUUCAUCAUUGACAAAGGUACCGAUGGAAUGACCGUGGAAACGAUCAAGAACAAGAUAGCACUACGAUCUGUUCAAAAUGGACACAUCUACUUAAAUGAUUGUUUGGUGCAAGAGGCGAAUAGACUGCCGCUGGCAAAGGACUUUGCUACGGGCCCUGGAAAGUGUUUGUUCUUGACAAGGAUCAUAGCGAGCUGGAUCGCACUGGGCAUUGCCAUUGGUGCGUAUGAGAGUUGUCUACAGUAUGUCAAGAGGAGAAAGCAGUUUGGCUCACCACUGGCACGCUACCAACUGGUUCAAGACAAGUUGGUCAGAAUGCUUGGCAAUAUCCAGGCCAUGGCCAUGAUGACCAUGCGUGUAUCACAGCUCUACGACAAGUCACAGCUGACCUAUGGACAGGUUGGAUUGCUAAAGGCACACAACACCUCACGUGGACGCGAGGUUGUAUCAAUGGCUCGCGAGCUAGUCGGAGGCAAUGGAAUCGUCACAGACUAUGGCGUGGCCAGGAGCUUCGUCGACAUGGAGGCCGUUCACACAUUCGAAGGCACCUACGAGAUCAAUGCUCUGAUCGCUGGAAGAGAGAUCACUGGACACUCUGCCUUCAAGAGCUAA
Acytostelium subglobosum LB1 is the source of this 1272-nucleotide messenger RNA. RefSeq lists its product as hypothetical. Gene Ontology annotation, molecular function: flavin adenine dinucleotide binding; acyl-CoA dehydrogenase activity. The coding region runs from base 1 to 1272 and encodes 423 amino acids. Gene Ontology annotation, cellular component: peroxisome. The record is from RefSeq and is a predicted model, not a curated record. NCBI's taxonomy places the organism in Eukaryota, Evosea, Eumycetozoa, Acytosteliales, Acytosteliaceae. The transcript has 4 exons. Gene Ontology annotation, biological process: fatty acid beta-oxidation.